AUGCUUUCUACUAUUAUGACCCAGAGCCCUUGGCACAUCUUCGCCGUCGGCGUCGUGAUCGUGCUAGUUUGCAUGCGCAUCCGUCGACACUUGGAGAUUCGCGCCUUCAAGAAAGCUCACGCAUGUGAACCUCCUAUCCGUGCUCCGCAAAAAGAACGCAUCAUCGGUUGGUCUGCCUAUCAACAUCUGCAGAAGACCAGGCGGGAGCAUGUCAGCUUGCAGCAGACAUUCCGUAGAGCCAUGGACAUCGGUCGAACCAACACGGCUGUAGUAAUGGGUCAAGAAAUUAUAUCUACCUGCGAUCCUGAGAAUAUCAAGAGGGUUCUGGCAACAAAUUUCAAAGACUAUGGCAUUGGUCCCAGGAUGCAUGCCAUGGGACCUCUAUUGGGAAAGGGCAUCUUCACCACGGACGACGAGCAGUGGCAGCAUUCGAGGGCUUUGAUACGUCCUAGUUUCACACGUACCCAGGUCGCGGAUCUCAGCAGUCUUGAAACCCAUGUUCAAGCUCUCAUUUCGUGUGUUCCUGCCCAAGAUGGAGCGGUGGUUGAUCUGCAGCCUCUGUUCUUCAACUUGACCAUCGACAGUGCUACAGACUUCUUGCUUGGGCAAUCAGUGAGUUGCCAGGGAAGCCCUGUUGGCUCCCCCGCAUGGGAAUUUUCUGAGGCUUUCGACCACGCCGAGCAAGUACUCCACAAGCGUGGUGAAUUGGGUGCCUUGGCCUGGCUUAUCCGCGACGCCAAAUUCGAGCCGGCCUGUAAAGUCGUCCACGAGUUCACUGAUAAAUACAUUCGCGAGGCACUGAAGGGCGACACCAAGGCAGGCCGGUACAACCUUCUGGCAGAGUUAGCAGGUGCCUGUGAUGAUCCGAUCCAAAUUCGAAAUGAACUCCUGAACGUUCUCCUUGCUGCCAGAGAUACCACUGCUGGCUUACUUAGCAGUGUAUUCUAUCUUCUGGCGCGUAACCCUGAUGCAUGGAACAAGUUGAGUCAAGAGGUGGGACAAUUGGACGGCAAAGUCCCCGAUUACAAAUUUCUCAAGGAGAUGCCCUAUCUAAAAAGCGUCUUGAAUGAAACCCUCCGCGUUCUCCCCCCAGUCCCAAUUAAUAUGCGUUUUGCCCGCAAAGAUACUGUUCUCCCUCACGGUGGAGGUGCUAAUGGACUGUCUCCAAUGUUCGUCGGCAAAGGAAGCCGGGUAUUCUACUCAAUUUGGGCCAUGCAUCGACUCCCCGAGAUCUGGGGUGAUGAUGCUGAAUUGUUCCGCCCAGAGCGGUGGAUGGAUGAGAAGGCACCUCUGCGUCCUGGAUGGGGUUUCCUGCCAUUUAAUGGAGGACCUAGACUCUGCCUUGGACAGCAAAAUGCCCUGAUAGAAGCCAGUUACACCGUCGUUCGACUACUGCAGGCCUUUGGUCAUAUAGAGCCCAGAGAUCCUAUGCCUUGGCAGGAGAAAUUGGCUGUUACUAUGAGCAGCUUGAAUGGUACCAAGGUUGCUCUCUGGAAGAGACAAUGA
Penicillium longicatenatum is the source of this 1506-nucleotide messenger RNA. RefSeq names its product cytochrome P450. The transcript is spliced from 4 exons. Gene Ontology annotation, molecular function: iron ion binding; oxidoreductase activity, acting on paired donors, with incorporation or reduction of molecular oxygen, reduced flavin or flavoprotein as one donor, and incorporation of one atom of oxygen; heme binding. The coding region runs from base 1 to 1506 and encodes 501 amino acids. The record is from RefSeq and is a predicted model, not a curated record. NCBI's taxonomy places the organism in Eukaryota, Fungi, Ascomycota, Eurotiomycetes, Eurotiales, Aspergillaceae.